AUGUAUAAGCCGCUGGUUACUGUAAAGGAAGGUAAAAUACGAGGUGUUGUCGUUAAAAGUGUUUUAGGCCCUUCUUACAUCGCUUUUCAUGAGAUACCUUUCGCGGCAUCUCCCACUGGAAAACUCAGAUUCAAGGAUCCACUACCACCUGCACUAUGGACGGGUAUAAGAAACGCCACCGUGUGUACCGGGAAAAUUUGUACACAAGCAGUAGACUAUCCACCUUACAAUAUUAUCGGAGAAGAGGAUUGUCUUUAUCUCAAUGUUUAUACAAAUUCUCUUAGUCAAUCAAAGCCAGUCAUGUUUUGGAUUCAUGGCGGCGGAUUCGUAGCAGGAACUGCAAGUUACAGACUGAUAAGGCCUGACUACUUACUUGAGAAAGACGUCGUCAUAGUCGCAGCUAAUUAUAGAUUGGGAGCAUUCGGUUUCUUGAAUUUGGGGCAUCGAGACGCGCCCGGAAACCAGGGCCUAAAAGACCUAAUUGUAGCUUUGCAAUGGGUCAAACAGAAUAUUGCCAAAUUUGGAGGCGACCCUAACAAUGUCACGAUUUUCGGCCAGAGCGCUGGAGGUGUAUUAGCUCAUGCUUUAACUGUAUCGCCAAAAGCAAAAGGACUCUUUCAUAAAACGAUCUUACAAAGUGGAUUCUUGACGUGUCCCUGGGGUUUCGACCAAAGUCGUCCAGAGCGCGGUUUCAAGCUUGCGUCACUUCUUGGAAUAAAGUCAACGGACCCCGAGGAAGUUGUCGAAAUGCUGCGAAAGCUGUCCGAUAAGGAUAUCACCAAAGCUACUUCUUCCAUUCUCACUGAACAGGAAAUGAAUAUCUUUAACAUGCCGUUUGGCGUGAAUUAUGACGAAAUAGCCGAAAAUCCCGUUUUACCAGCACCGAUCGAACAAUUAUGGUCGAACGAUAUUAAUAUUCCCAUUAUGAGCGGACUUGUGUCGUACGAAGGCAUUAUGUUUUUCUAUGAGCAAGGAAUAGACGCGAUCAAAACUUAUAAUUAUUAUCUGCCCGAGUACGUAAAAAUCUUAGGGGAUUUGAAAAACUUAGGACCAACGGAGAUCGAAGAAUUAUUCCAGUGCAUCAAGGAUCGAUAUUUCAAUGGGAAGCCAAUUACCACGGACAAACUACUCAGAUUUAUGCACUUCAUAACAGAUAUUUAUUUCGGAAUCCCGUUGAAAUUAUACAUCGAGGAUCGCGUGAAGAGAACGUCCACGCCCAAUUACGUCUAUAGGUUUUCGUAUUUUGGGAAAGAGAGAACGUUCACGGAUCUUCGGAUAAAACGUCAUAUCAAAGGAGCAUCUCACAUGGACGAACUGGCAUAUUUGUUUUACUCGCCUCUUUGCAAAGCCGAAAACCCUGAACCGCCUGCAAGUGGCACAACAGACAGAAUUAUAAUUGAACGUCUAACCACGUUGUGGACCAACUUUGCUAAAACAGGAAAUCCAACUCCAUCCGACGAUAACGUUAUCAAGACUAGUUGGAAAUCCACGACGAAGGAUGAGUUCCAUUACUUAGCAAUCGAUGAAGAGCUUGAGUUAUUAACCAAGAAAUCGGAUCUAUCAGUAAAUUUAGUAAACAAUCUCGACCAUUUCACAGUGAAAACAGAUUUCAGAGAUAAGUAAUUACGCGAAACGCUCGUAAGAUUAUAUGCUAAUGGUGAUAAAACUACGGCUCUUCUAGACCCUUACUGCGGCUCCAGUAUACUUACACAAUUUGUUGAAUCGUUCACAAUUAACAAAUCGACAUAACGCAAUUAAUACAGUGGGCAAUUACUGAAUACGAAUUGAAUUUUAAACAAUUAGCGUCACGAUUACAAAUUUACAACCUUCUACCAGCACAAGUAA
Molecule: messenger RNA, 1845 nt
Organism: Colletes gigas
Lineage: Eukaryota; Metazoa; Arthropoda; Insecta; Hymenoptera; Colletidae
Product: esterase FE4-like
Exons: 8
Coding region: 1-1623 (540 amino acids)
Source: RefSeq, a predicted model, not a curated record